Messenger RNA from Fopius arisanus, 641 nucleotides. It is a transcript of the gene awd, whose product is annotated as nucleoside diphosphate kinase. Bases 96 to 566 code for a protein of 156 amino acids. The record is from RefSeq and is a predicted model, not a curated record. The transcript is spliced from 3 exons. Gene Ontology annotation, biological process: GTP biosynthetic process; CTP biosynthetic process; UTP biosynthetic process. Lineage: Eukaryota; Metazoa; Arthropoda; Insecta; Hymenoptera; Braconidae. Gene Ontology annotation, molecular function: nucleoside diphosphate kinase activity.
GGGGCUUCCACUUUGUCCACUUGGUCUUCGCUUGCCGGCACUGCCUCAUCCCGUGCCUCUUUUUUAACGAAUAAUUAUUAAACCACCAAAUAAACAUGACUGAAAACAAGGAGAGAACCUUCAUCAUGAUCAAGCCCGAUGGUGUCCAACGGGGACUCGUUGGCCAGAUUAUCCAGCGUUUUGAACAGAAGGGUUUCAAACUGGUCGCCAUGAAAAUGGUUUGGCCUUCUGAGGAGCUUCUGCAGAAGCACUACGCCGACCUUGCCAAACGUCCGUUUUUCCCUGGCUUAGUCAAGUACAUGAGCUCUGGCCCGGUUGUUCCAAUGGUCUGGGAGGGACUCGAUGCUGUCAAGACUGGUCGUAAGAUGCUCGGUGAGACCAAUCCUAAGGACUCAGCUCCAGGUACAAUUCGUGGGGAUUUCUGCAUCCAGGUGGGCAGAAACAUCAUCCACGGAUCUGACUCUGUCGACUCCGCAAAACACGAGAUUGGGUUGUGGUUCGGUGAGGACAAGAAGAGCGAUGUUAUUGAUUGGGCUUCCUGGGCUGAGAAGUGGAUCUACGAAUAAUUACCUGAUCUUUUGUAAAGAUUAUCAUAACAUUCGCAAUUUACUGAGAAUUCAAUGAAAAUAACUUUUCCGAUA